AUGCCCAAGCUUGAGAAACUCCAGCUGCUCGUGACCGGCCAUAACGAACGGGAGAGUAUAUUAGCAUUACAAGGCUACCUCUUCGCGUCAUCUCUCCGUGAGUUUCUCAACGGCUUUAGCAACUGCGUCGUCAACCUCCCCCGAUGGGACUAUCCAAGUCUCGAGGCGUAUACGUUGUGGUACCCAACAUACGCGCCGACUCUCUCUCACUUUACCCAGUUGAAGUGUCUAACCAUCGUCGUAUGGGUGGAACGGAUCGAGCAUGUCCUGAUCCCUAUGCUUACCGAGCUUCUGGCGAAAGAUGAAGCCCUUUUAAAUCUCGAAGAGUCUCGAUAUUCAUUAGAAUAUGGAAAUAUGCGGAAACAUAAUCUGGAAGUAUGGAGGAAAGUGCUUGAUGACUUGGUGGCUCUGAGAAGACUGACCUCGCAGAUACGAGAACGAUGCGCUCAUUUACUGGUCACGCCGACUCCGGCACAAGACGAGCUAUCCGUUCUACUUGGGCAGCUGGAGAUAUGA
Serendipita indica DSM 11827 is the source of this 516-nucleotide messenger RNA. The record is from the annotation of a GenBank genome assembly. Lineage: Eukaryota; Fungi; Basidiomycota; Agaricomycetes; Sebacinales; Serendipitaceae.